CGUAGAGAGAGAGAGAGUGGGGGGAUAGAGAUAGAGAGAGAAAGAGUUGCUUGUUGAAAGAUAUAUUAAAACUAUAUAGUCUAUAUAAAUUUAUAAAGAUUAUUAUAUGAUGAAAGGGGAAUAUGUAGAAGAAAUGAAAGAUCACUCCAACACUAUGUUUGCUAAGCUCCAUCAAACCCAGAAGUUUCACCACCACCACCACCCUUAUCACCAACCUCCGCCCCCGCCGCCGCAGCCUCAAGCUCAGCCCACCUUCCACCACCCCUUCCAGGUCGCCGCCGCCGCCCGGGAAUGCCAAACUUCCGAGGAUACCGACAGUCGCAGCCCCAACACUCCAUCCACCACAGGGAAGCAACCCAUCACCCCGCAACCAAUCUCCGCGGUGGUGGGGGCGCGAACGCCUUCCUCCGGCAACGACGGCGCCACCAUUGAAGUGGUUCGGCGCCCGCGCGGGCGGCCGCCGGGGUCGAAGAAUAAGCCGAGGCCGCCGGUGGUCAUAACCCGCGACGCCGAGCCGGGCAUGAGCCCUUACAUUCUUGAACUCCCCGGCGGGGUUGAUAUAAUCGACUCCACCACCCGGUUCUGCCGGAAGCGAAAUAUGGGGCUCUGUAUACUCAACGGGUCGGGCACCGUUUCGAACGUGACGCUCCGACAGCCCUCCACGACGCCCGGGGCCACCGUUACUUUCCACGGCCGCUUCGAUAUUCUCUCGAUCUCAGCCACCCUGGUGGGCCCCAAUGCCACCUUUCCGUCUCUGGGUUCGAUCCUCAUGACCAACGGAAUCGCCAACGGUUUCACCAUAUCAUUAGCCGGGCCGCAGGGCCAGGUGGUGGGCGGCGCCGUCGCCGGACCCUUACUCUCCGCCGGGACAGUAUACUUAAUCGCAGCCACCUUCACCAACCCUUCCUAUCACAGACUCCCGGCGGCGGCGGAGGAAGACGGGAAGGGCUCGGGCGGCGGGAAUGACGGCCCCGACCUACAGCACUCGCCGCCGCACACGGACGUCUCGGGCGGCGGCGACAGCGGCGCCGCCGAUUCGUGCGGGAUUUCGAUGUAUAAUAGUUGCCAUAUGCCUCCUGAUGUGAUUUGGGCUCCCACCGCCAGACAGCCACCGCCACCUUACUAGAUGGAAUUUCAUUGACUA
Messenger RNA from Ipomoea nil (Japanese morning glory), 1144 nucleotides. RefSeq names its product AT-hook motif nuclear-localized protein 17-like. The record is from RefSeq and is a predicted model, not a curated record. NCBI's taxonomy places the organism in Eukaryota, Viridiplantae, Streptophyta, Magnoliopsida, Solanales, Convolvulaceae. Gene Ontology annotation, molecular function: DNA-binding transcription factor activity; minor groove of adenine-thymine-rich DNA binding. Gene Ontology annotation, cellular component: nucleus. Bases 107 to 1126 code for a protein of 339 amino acids. The transcript is spliced from 2 exons.